Molecule: messenger RNA, 564 nt
Organism: Nicotiana tabacum (common tobacco)
Lineage: Eukaryota; Viridiplantae; Streptophyta; Magnoliopsida; Solanales; Solanaceae
Source: RefSeq, a predicted model, not a curated record
AUGCUGCGACAGGGACACCUCAAAGAAUUGCUGAGCGAUCGGGGAAGGACUAACUUUUCUAGGGGACGCGAACAACAUCAAGGGUUGCCGAAACCGCCCUCGCCAGCCCGUACCAUCCACAUGAUCAUCGGUGGCGGGGACGACGCUUCCAUCAACAACGUGAAGUUCACCAUAACCCACAAGCUCAAACGGUCGAUCACCCAUAAACGGUAUGCUGAACUCGAAGAAAGUAUCUUCUUCGAUAAGUCAGAUACCAACGGUUUGGCUUUCCUCGACUAUGAUGCCCUCGUUAUUACUUUACAAAUUUUAGAUAUCGACGUAAGACGGAUUAUGGUAGAUGAUGGCAGCGGCGCGUGUAUUAUCCAUCCUCGAGUACUCGCACAAAUGGAACUCGAGGAUAAAAUUGUGCCCCGCUUCAUCACACUAACAGGUUUUAACAAUGUAGUUGAGCGAACGUUUGGCGAGAUCACACUCCCCGUCCUAGCGGGUGGCGUCACUCUGGAGACCACGUUCCACAUCAUGGACCAGGACACAACAUACAACGCCAUCAUAGGGCGACCAUAG